CACCCUCCUAGGCGGAAGCGGCGUUGGCGACUUCAGUAAAGAAAAGUGCGAGUUCUAACUUUUCUCUUGGUCAGGGAAGGUUUUGGCGCGGAGCGUCGUCAUGUCUGAGAAAAAGCAGCCGGUAGACUUGGGUCUCUUGGAGGAGGACGACGAAUUCGAGGAGUUCCCUGCGGAAGACUGGGCUGGUUUGGAUGAAGAUGAAGACGCACAUGUCUGGGAGGAUAAUUGGGAUGAUGACAAUGUAGAGGAUGACUUCUCCAAUCAGUUACGAGCUGAACUAGAGAAACAUGGUUAUAAGAUGGAGACUUCAUAGCAUCCAGAAGAAAUGUUGAAGCAACCUAAACUUGAGCUGUUUAUUAACAUCCAGGAUGGGACACUUAAAGAAGAAAUGUUUAUUUCAUUAGCUGCUUGGAUUUAUUUUUGUUUUUGUAACACACAAAAAUAAAUGUUUUGAUCUAAUCUUGAUUUGGUUCAGAA
Molecule: messenger RNA, 477 nt
Organism: Suricata suricatta (meerkat)
Lineage: Eukaryota; Metazoa; Chordata; Mammalia; Carnivora; Herpestidae
Gene: SEM1
Product: SEM1 26S proteasome complex subunit
Exons: 3
Coding region: 101-313 (70 amino acids)
Biological process (GO): mRNA export from nucleus; double-strand break repair via homologous recombination; proteasome assembly
Cellular component (GO): proteasome complex; proteasome regulatory particle, lid subcomplex
Source: RefSeq, a predicted model, not a curated record